AUGACUCUGUUUGGCCACUGGGCGCUUGCCCUCGGCAUUCCCCUGGCUGUGAAUGCUGCAAAUUCCACUUAUUCCAAUCCCAUCUUCCCUGGCUUCUUCCCUGACCCAAGCUGCAUCUUCGUUCCAGAAUGGGACAACACAUUUUUUUGUGCUUCCAGCUCCUUCUCGGUGUUCCCCGGAAUCCCUAUUCAUGCCAGCAAGGAUUUAGCGAACUGGAGGUUGGUUAGCAAUGUCCUAAGCAGACCCGAACAGCUGCCAGAUUUGGCUAUUACGAACAAGUCUACCAGCGGUAUCUGGGCAUCGACAAUACGAUACCAUGAAGGGAUAUUCUUCAUCAUGACCACCCUGGUUUUUGACGACCAGGCUCAGACGAACUUUUCCCGUUGGGACAAUAUGAUCUUCCAGUCUACAAAUCCCUUUGAAUCUUCGUCAUGGUCAGACCCAGUGCACUUCAACUUUACUGGCUAUGAUACUUCUCCAUACUGGGCAGACAAUGGUACUGUCUAUGUGACUGGCUCUCACCCGUGGGAGGUUACCCCAGGCAUCACGCAGACCACCGUCAAUCUGACUACAGGAGCCGUCGGAUCUGACCUACGUUAUAUCUGGAACGGCACCGGCGGUGAAGCACCAGAAGGGCCUCAUAUCUACAACAAGGACGGCUGGUACUAUCUCAUGAUAGCUGAGGGUGGUACGGGAUUGAACCACAUGGAGACUCUCGCGCGAUCGAAAACGAUCGGUGGUCCCUACAUGCCUGAUCCCGCCAACCCGAUCAUCACCAAUGCUAAUACAACGCAAUACUUCCAAACAGUAGGUCAUGCUGAUCUGUUUCAGGAUCCUUCGGGGAGCUGGUGGGGUGUUUGUCUCUCUACCCGUUCUGGUCCAGAGUUCUUGGUCUAUCCUAUGGGACGGGAAACUGUGAUGUUUCCUGUCACCUGGCAGACUGGCGACUGGCCAAUACUGCAACCUGUCCGUGGACAAAUGAGUGGAUGGCAGAUGCCGACCACCAACCUCAGCAUUGCAGGAGAAGGCCCUUUCACAGACGCCGCCGACCACAUCACCUUCCCACCAAACUCCAGUCUACCGAUACAUCUAGUCCAUUGGCGUAUUCCCAUCAACACCUCCUACACUAUUUCUCCGCCUGGCUAUGCUAACACUCUCCGACUGAGUCCGUCAAGGCUUAACCUGACCGGUUACGAUGGCAAUUAUGCUGGUCCUGAGGGACAGACGUUUGUGGGACGACGUCAAACAGAUACACUAUUCACUUAUAGUGUCAACAUGCAGCUCACACCUCAGACAGAAGGCGAUGAAGCUGGAGUCAGUGUCUUCCUCACACAGAAUCAUCACAUUGAUCUUGGGGUUGUUCUCCUGGCAAACACAACAUCGUCAUCAUCACCACAGCCGUUGGUGCCGUACUUCCGGUUCUCUGCAACGUCCUAUCUCACUGUCCCGCCACCACUGUUGGUUCCGGUCCACGCAUCGUAUCCCAAUUAUACGUCAUUGUCGAAUACGUCGGUCACCACGCUCAACUUGUAUCUGGAAAUCAAAGCCAUCAACCUUACCCAUUAUGCAUUCUCAGCCGGACCAAUUGAGAGUAUGUCGGACCUGCUGACGAUCGGGACUGCUCCUGCUGCGGAUGUUAGUUUUGGGUUUACUGGAACACUGCUCGGUGUCUAUGGCACUACGAAUGGACGUAUUGUCAACUCCUCGUCACCAGGCGCUCCAGCAUACAUUUCUGACUGGAAGUACACACCUCAGGGACAGUUUAUGAGCUAGGAGGUACAGCAAGUCGAUUCUCCCAAAGACGUGGUAGUAUUGGGCCAUUGCAGCUCCUCAGACGUGCAUGAAUAUCGUGCUCCAUCGAAUGUCACAAAUGUAAGACUGCUUGUGGACCGUCUCCCCAAAGACUGGCAGGCAAGGCUGAGGCUGCGGGGCCACGGGCGAGGCUAGGGCUGCCUAUGUACGUCAUUUUUAGGGAAAUUUAGGCGCGCGUGUCAGUUAAGUCAAAUCGAAACUAAACUGG
Messenger RNA from Exophiala viscosa, 2020 nucleotides. RefSeq names its product beta-xylosidase. The transcript has 6 exons. Gene Ontology annotation, molecular function: hydrolase activity, hydrolyzing O-glycosyl compounds. Gene Ontology annotation, biological process: carbohydrate metabolic process. The record is from RefSeq and is a predicted model, not a curated record. Lineage: Eukaryota; Fungi; Ascomycota; Eurotiomycetes; Chaetothyriales; Herpotrichiellaceae. Bases 1 to 1773 code for a protein of 590 amino acids.